This is a messenger RNA of Pecten maximus, 7868 nucleotides long. RefSeq names its product chitin synthase chs-2-like. The record is from RefSeq and is a predicted model, not a curated record. Bases 83 to 5437 code for a protein of 1784 amino acids. Gene Ontology annotation, molecular function: chitin synthase activity. Lineage: Eukaryota; Metazoa; Mollusca; Bivalvia; Pectinida; Pectinidae. Gene Ontology annotation, cellular component: cell periphery; cell septum. The transcript has 15 exons.
AAUCCAACUGUUCCAUUUGAAAUGAACAACCUGGUAAGAAUGAUGUCCCAUCUAAUGUGUUUCAUUUGUUACCCUCAUUGUUAUGAUAAUGGACCUACUUCAUGAGGACGACAAUUGGACACCAGUUCUCUUACGUAGAGUAUACGAAGGUUUUUUACAGCCAGACAAGGUUCCAGAGACAAAGCCGGGUGGACCUGUAGUUCGUAGGUCGAUCCCACUCCCGAAUACAAACGGUUUUACCAGCACCGAGAACUUAGUCAUGAAAUCCGGAAUGCUACAGGCUAACCACACUGGGAUCGUUAAUCCCGCCUUCACUGAAAAUGUCGACAGCGUCAACACAGAGGCGCCAUCUUGGAGCGACACGAGCAGCACCAGUGACAACAAAGAUCCAAAUAGUUCGCGUGCCUCAACUCUAACAAGAACUAUGGAAAACGAGGCACUUCCGGAACCGGACCGGAACUACAGUGUUAUUAAUGACACAAGGGACUCAACUCUUUCAUCGAACCUCGACAAAAAGACGGCUAUAAAACCGUGGGAUGUGUUCCGUAUUAUGCCAAGGAAAAGUAACUCUGUCUUUGAUGAUCUGUUCGUAAACGUUUUAAAGAAAGUUGUGAAGGUGAUUGUUAGCAUAUUCCUGACACUUUUCAUCAUGUCGAUGACAAUACUUAGCAAAAGUAUGUUGUUUCUCAUAACAUCAAACAUUUACACGAAUGUGACGUUGGAUUGUGUUACAACAUUGCUACCACGGGAAGUAACGUCUUGCCGUCGAGUGCUUCCGGACGAACCUCUGAAAGACACCUUUCAGUUUUCGCAGCAUGUCGAAGUUCGGUGGAUUUGGGCAUUAUUCAUUGUGGUGUGCACGCCCUAUAUGUUUACUUGUGUGAAAUCGCUCUGGAGAGUUUGUUUCAAGAAAACACGGCAUACUAGGUUCAGAGUGUUGGCAUUGGUUCUUGUCAUCGAAACAUUUCACUCCCUAGGGAUCAGCAUUUUCGUAUUUUACCUGCUCCCUACCUUAGACCCUGUGCGAGGGUUACUGUUGACUUUUGGGGUAGCAUUUUUACCAUCUCUACUUAAGAUAUUCGACAACAAGAGCGAGGCAGGAAAACCCGUUUACCUUCUUAUAGCCGACUUUGUCGCAAUGGUGUUUCAAGCCUCUGUGUUGAUCUUGUGGCCUGCGGUCAAUUUGACGCGUGGUGAAAACUUGAAUGAAUCUUGGUCGAUUCUCGUGUCACUAUUUCUUAUUUCGUUAGGAUGGUGGGAAAAUUAUAUCAACAAAUUCACUCACUUAGGGAAAUUUGGAAAUGCCUUAAAGGAGUUUAAAAGAAACAUCCGCCGUAUGAGAACCCGGAUUUAUAUGAUAGUCAGUUUCUGGAAGAUCCUGAUGACGUUUGGAUUUAUGGUCGCCUUGAUUAGUGAAUUCAAAGCUCCUUGUGUGGCAGAACUACUCUAUCUCGGCGACGACAAAGUUAUGAGUUGCCCACAUUUUGUGAAUCCACUAAAUGCUGCCAACGUCGAGAGCAAGAAUUACAUGAACGAUCCAUUCUGGAUCAGUAUAGUGCAGGUGUUUUCUUGUCUUCUGUGCUACACGUUCGCCAAAUCCGCUUGUAAAAUUCUAUUACAGGUCGUAAGUUUUUCUUUGCCUUUGAUGUUAGCGGCCCCCAUAAUGUUAGGUCUCUUCAUGGGGAAUUGUGAAUCAUUCAAACUGAACGGAUCCACGGGUCCGCUUAUGCCGGACUAUCUUUACUGGACAUGUGACAUACAUGGAAUUUCCUAUGACUUCCUGGACAACCUCGUUUCCGACUACUAUCUUCCGGUCACACUCGGCUGGUGGUUGUCCUUCAUGUGGGUGACAUUCCAUAUAUGGAUUCCUCGUGUAGAGCGGUUAGCGCAGACAGAAAGACUUUUCGUCCAGCCUCUCUACUGCGGAGUACUACUCGAACAGUCUCUGAUGUUAAACAGACGUCGGGACGAUAAAGACCGAGAAUCGCGAGGUUCCGAAAAGGUCAAGAAGUUCACAGAGGAGAAUACCUACAUGUCUGCCGAUAAGUUUGGCCCCAGAAUGCCCAGUAGGGGAUUGUCCAUACAAUCCAACAUAACACCUAUGAUCUAUGUGUGUGCAACCAUGUGGCACGAGACGAGAAAGGAGAUGAGUCAGAUGCUGACGUCACUUUUCAGACUUGACAACGACCAGUGUGCCCGAAAGAAUGCUCAGAAAUUUUUCGAUGUUGUCGAUCCAGACUAUUAUGAAUUUGAAGUCCAUAUAUUUUUCGACAAUGCUUUCGAGGCCCACGAUGACGAUGAAUACGAGUACCGAGCCAACACUUUCGUCAAACAAAUGAUAAACGUUCUGGACGAAGCUGCCAGUAAAGUACACAAGGUUAUGGUUAAGAUAUCUCCUCCCACAAAAUAUCCAACGCCUUAUGGGGGUAGGCUAGAAUGGACACUUCCGGGAAACAACAAAUUAACCGUCCACCUAAAAGACAAUGCCAAAAUACGUCACAAGAAGCGAUGGAGCCAGGUAAUGUAUAUGUACUAUCUACUUGGAUACAAACUGGUUGCUCAACCCCUUGACGCGCGACGGAAACAGAAGCUUGCUGAUAACACAUUCAUACUGGCACUCGAUGGAGAUGUGGAUUUCAAACCAGCAGCAGUCCAACUUCUAGUCGAUAGAAUGAGGAAGAACGAGAAAGUAGGCGCGGCAUGUGGACGUAUUCACCCUAUUGGAACAGGUCCAAUGAUAUGGUAUCAGAAGUUCGAAUACGCCAUCAGUCAUUGGCUUCAAAAAGCUACCGAGCAUAUGAUUGGCUGCGUACUCUGCAGCCCCGGAUGUUUCUCCUUGUUUCGCGCCUCGUCCCUGAUGGAUGACAACGUGAUGAGGAAAUACACUACACUUUCGUCUAACGCGAGGCAUUACGUACAGUACGAUCAGGGUGAGGAUCGAUGGCUAUGUACCCUACUACUACAGCAAGGUUACCGAGUAGAAUAUUCUGCUGCUGCUGACGCUCUGACCUAUGCCCCGGAAGGAUUUAACGAGUUCUACAACCAGAGAAGACGUUGGGCGCCUUCGACAAUGGCUAAUAUCAUGGAUCUAUUGAUGGACUGGCGAAAUGUCAUCUCUAUUAACGAAAACGUUUCCGGGUUGUACAUGUUGUACCAGUUGCUGCUCUUCAUUUCGUCUCUCGUCACUCCCGGGACUAUCUUUCUUCUUAUCAUCGGCGCCCUCAACAGUGCUUUCCGAAUAGACCUCGUCACCUCCCUGCUUAUCAACCUCGCUCCUGUUAUUCUGUUUCUGAUUGGAUGUUUCGUGUUGAAGCCGAAAUGGCAGCUCCGUCUGGCGGGCGUGCUUUCGCUGAUCUACUCAAUGGUUAUGAUGAUUGUUAUCGUCGGUCUGGGCCUGGAGAUCAAACGAGAAGGAAUCUGUUCACCGACCACCAUCUUUCUUCUAUUCUUGGUAGGAGCGUUCAUUACAGCGGCCAUAUUGCAUCCCCAGGAGUUUACAUGUUUGUUACAUGGCGCUCUCUACUUCCUGGCAGUGCCCAGUAUGUCCAUGUUAUUAAUGAUUUACUCGAUAUGUAACAUGCACAUCGUGUCUUGGGGAACUCGUGAAAACGCCGUGGCUACAAAUCCAGCAGAACCAAAGAAAGCGACCAAGUCUAAUAAAAUUUCGUCAAUAAUGGAUAAGUUCAAAAACAAGAACCAGGAGGAUAGCGACUACGCCUUUUCGUUCGGGAAUCUAUUCAAGUGUCUCUGCUGUCCUAAAACACAACAGGAUCAAACAGAGGACACAUUUGCCGCCAUUUUGGAGAAAUUAGAUAGCCUUGAAUCUGCCAUGUUUAAGAAAAAAGCAACAGUACAAUCUGUUGAUGCUGGGACGCAUGUAACAGAUGAAGAUUUCAAUGGGAAGGGGACAUUGGAUAACCGGAAGCGUUCGGACGAAUCUGGAAUAAGAUAUAAUCCGAUCUAUCAAAACAAGGCAAUGCCUCAUGAAGACGACACACCUUUUUGGAUACACGAUCCAGACAUUGGACACGGCAAGAUCCGCUACCUCAACAAAGACGAAAAAUCAUUCUGGAAGGACCUAGUAGCAAAAUAUCUCUUCCCACUGGAAAGUAAUGAAGCGCAAAAGAAAAAGAUGCAAAAGGAUCUCCUCCAACUUCGGAAUAAGAUCAGUUUGAUGUUUUUCAUGGUGAAUGCCCUCUUCGUCAUAAUCAUAUUCAGCUUGCAAUUUUCCAAUGCAACGAGUAAAAGUGCCGAUGGGACCCAGGGUUCAGGACUUGCUAUUCCGCUCCCUUGUAGGGACACUGAGACGGGCAAACUACUUUCACUCGAACCUAUCUCACUUCUGUUCAUGUCAGUUUUCGGUAUUGCACUCGUCAUCCAGUUUGUUGCUAUGUUCUUCCAUCGUCUCGCUACCUUCUUGCAUAUCAUGGCUUCAACGGAGGCUAAUUGUAUGAAGCCAAAUCAGAAUGAAAUCGCCCAGAUGGACAUUGCUAGUAAAGUGCAGUUAGUAAAGGAAAUGCAAAGUUUCGUUGAUGACGACGACACUCGGUCGAUAUCAACCACUGGCAGCGAUCUUGAUGAGGAUAGCAGUAUUACUUUAGACGACUCUCCGAAAAUUAGACGAAGAAAGACAAUCAUACGGCUGACAAAACGAAAGCGCCGUCAAGCGCCUCAAGCUGGAAGUCUGGGAGGAAAGUUUCUUAACAAUUUCAUUGAAUUUGCAAAGGAUCUAGAAAAACGUGGAAGUGAAAACAGUCAUGAUGGUUCAAGGAACAAAAGAAAAGGAAGUGACAAAAAGAGAAGCAAAAAAGCUAGGCGAGCACUGGAGUCUCUCGAACAAAAUAAGGAGUCUGUUAUUCAUAAAGCAGAGGUCAUUAAGGAUAGGUGGAAAAACCUGGCUACGAAAGCCAAAUAUGAGGGCCAAGGUAACAACUGGGGCUCCCUGUUACGAUCUGUGAUGGGACAAUCUCGUACAAGCCUCAACACAAUCUCAGAGGACGACAAACGAAACUCGUGGUUACGAGGUUUUGCAAAGAUGACCCGGUCAAACAGCGAGUUUUCGUUGCCAGAUAUGGGUGCCUGGUCAAAUAGGAAUAGUUACGCUGAGCCUAUUUUUAACAUAAUCACGGACGGAAUAGGUCCGCCGGAAGCAUCGCGCCAUAAAGACAAUGGUAAGUCUAUCGGUGUUAUAAACAAUGGUAAACAUGACAGGAACAUGGAUGUCAUUAUUGAAAGCACCUCCCCUACCCGGAAAACGGAACAUAUCUAUGACACCGCAGAUGGUGGGGCGGAAAUUGUGAAUGAGUCAGACUCUGAAACCGAGGCUUCGGAUGCCUCAUCCUCGCGACAUGUGCCGCGUGACAAUGACUUUGAACUAAGGCGAGUACCUCCCGCAGAUCCAAAGCUUUCGAAAGACACAGGUGACACACAGUUAUGAUCUUAGUCACUUAUAUGUUUCAGUAAGUGAUGUUUGUUAACUUAUAUAUCGCUUUGUUGUAGCACUCGUUGUCUUUCAAAAAGUGCAACUUACGAAUGUACAUUAUCAUAUAUGAUGUAAAACAUUAACCAUUCCCUGAACGACUUUGUAACUAAUUGAUAAUUAUACAGUACUUGUAUUGUGAUUGGUGCUUUACUGAUGUCAUAUUUUGAUAUUAUAUUUUACCUAUUUAACAUAACAAAAUAAAAUGUUAAUAUAUUUGUCUUUUGAGCAAGUUCUAUUAUAGUCGUUUAAUAAACAUACGAAGUAUUUGCGUAAUACCUAAUACCCUUUUUCUUUUUCAAAUUGAUAUUUGUAGAAAAUUAUUUGUAAAGUGCUUUUCAAGAAAUCAUACAUACAUUGUGCUUAAACUUUUACUUAUUUGCCAGUAAAAGAAAACAUGAAGAAUCUGAAGAAAAACAAUUUUCUACUCAGGCAUAUGCUUUUUAGAUGUUUUAUGUUUAUUUGACAAAUUAGUUUAUUCAAUGUGUUGUUUUAUGCUAAGUAUUUACAAUGUAGAUUUAGUUUCAUUAUUUUUGUUUAGGUUUUCUGCAUAUGCGUCAAAUGAUAAUUACAUGCAUCGAAUUAUAAUAAUUACAAACAUCCUAAUAAUCUAAUGUAUCAACCAAGAUUUAGACGAAAGUUAUCAUUUUCUUGAUAUCUGGCUAAAAAGGACAAGUAUUCAUUCAUGCUAAGCUGCAAAAGCCUAAUAUCCACUGUCUUCAUAUUCCAUUUUCUAUUGUCCUGAAUAGCAAGUUUGACAGUAAAAAGUGAGUUUGGUUCCGUUUACAAAAUAAUGAAUUUUGUUUACAUUUCGGCUCUAACGGUGCAUUCGACAUCUCAAGAAUAAAGAAUGUUUUGUUUAAACUUGUGAUGAUAACGCCGGAAAUGAUGUUAAAUUCACCUUGUGCGAAAGAGGCCAUGCGCUCUUAUUGCCGCUAGAUAUAUACAUAAGCUUUAAUGGCAAACGUUACCAAUACGCAUAUGCAGGAAACAUAAACUAUCGCCCAAAUGAUAUUUAGUAUGCAUGAUUGUCCACGCGACAUAGGCGUACCUCGGGUCUGACUGAUAUUACUCGUGUGUAACUGGGUAUGACAGGUUUUGGUGUGAUUGGUUCAAAUAUCUUUUCUUUUUAUUAUAUUCUGUAGUAAAUGAACGAUGACAUGCUUUUAUUUGUUACAUAUGCUUUGUUUUAUUUUUGUUGUUUAAAUUUUAUUUUGUUAAUCUGCUAGAUGCGCAAUCGGUAGAUGUAUGUAUUAAAUGAAAUGUAGCUAAUCAUAAAUUCAUGCUGAAAAGUUAUCUGCUAAAAAAUACUGUGUAUUUAAUAUAUCUGUAUCUAUGAUGUACGUUACGUUUUAAAAUGUAACUUAAUUAGCUCAAAUAUGAUGUCUUUCUGCUCGAUUAUAUAUUUUUGUUUGUUUGAUGUAUUUGGUUCCAAAAUUGGCCGAAGGCUUAAAUACUGUACAAUCUGUUUUUUCGCCAUUUUAUUGAUACAAUAAAAUCAUGAAAACUUGAUACAUCAGAAUUAAUAUUUAUAGUAAAAUCAGGUUAAUAAUUUCUGCGAAGAUAAAACGUUUCUACUUAACAAUUUGGGUAAACCGUGAAUAUUUGAACCAUCAAAAAUAAAUGUUUUUGAGUAUUCUUAUAUAUAUACAUGUAGAGUUGAUACAAACGCCAUAGGCCUCUUAAGCUGAUCAAAUAGUAUCUUCGUUGACCACUGAUGUGCGUCAGUGGGAUACCGGAAGAGUACUUAUUUUAGCGGUAAUCACAUUAUAGCGAUUUUCGCGUUGGGAGCAUUGUGUUAAAUUUUGGCUGUGCUAAUAACCGUUUCUCUAUAAUGUUUUCUAUGGCAAGCUUUGUGGCAGCGCAAAUUUAUUGUGGCGCUAACAAAAUUAAUUCGGUGACCCGCUAAAAUUUGAGCUAGCCAAAUUUAGUACGUCUUCAGUAAAUAUACCACCUGUUAUUAUUUAUCCUUACUCCCGAUGUAUCAGGGAAAAGUCCCACUGGUACACAAAAAAAUAUCCCUGCUCUUUCUAAUUAAAGUUGAACAUGCAUUAGGUGCUAAAACGUCAAAUAUGUCCUCUUCCGGUGGGGGAAAUAUAAGAAAUAUGAUGAUUCAUUGUAUACUAAUGUGUUUCAGCGUUGAUCGGACUUGACUUGACAUAAAAAUGUUGUUUCAUAAAUAUGCGAAACACUUAUAUUUUCGAGCUAUUUUGUUGUAUGGAUAUGUUCUUAUUCGUUGAUCUGUGAUGUGUUGUUCGUGGUUCAGAUGAAUUUGUAAUUGUUUAAUGUGUUGUAUUUUGUCAUGUAUCAGAAAAACAUGUACUGAGAUAUGAUCAUUUGAAUUAAUAUGUAUACCUACAUCUCUUCUAAAUAAAGAUUAACCCAAAAA